GACACGAAUCUCCAUCUCUCCGACAUUAAUUCCCUUCGUGCUCAUUCACUUCCCUUGUUUAGAUCGCCCCCUGGAUUCAAAUCCCUACUCUCAUUUUCACUCCACUACACAAAUCGCAUCCAUAAAUCAUUAAAUCUUGUGCCAAAAUCCAUAUACCCCUUCAAGAAAUGGGCGGAUUCCCUUUAUCCCCAUCAGCCCUGGAUUCGAAAUCAGGGAAGCUCAUACUGUUGGUUCUUCUAGUAAUGACUGCGUCUUUCUAUACCGGAACUUUUUUCGGCCGCAAUUCUUCAAAUUCUCCAUCAAUAGAAUCUCCAUCAUCUUCAGAAACAAUAGAUGCUCUUACUUUUAGUAACAAGGUUACUCUCACUCACCGUAAGUCACCCAUUAUAAUUCCAGAAUCCGGGAUGAACAUAUGCCCUAUAGAAUACAAUGAGUAUAUUCCAUGUCAUGAUCCUUCUUAUAUAAAAGAAUUAACACCAAGUUUAGAUCUUUCCAAGCGAGAAGAUUUGGAAAGACAUUGCCCUCCAUUAGAACGACGUUUAUUUUGCUUAAUACCUCCACCACAAGAUUACAAGAUUCCAGUGAAAUGGCCAACAAGUCGAGACUACGUAUGGAGAAGCAACGUGAAUCAUACACGUCUUUCUCAAGUAAAAGGUGGCCAAAAUUGGGUGCAUGAAAAGGAUCAACUAUGGUGGUUUCCAGGUGGUGGGACCCAUUUUAAACAUGGAGCUAGUGAAUACAUUCAAAGAUUAGGAAAUAUGACAACCAACGAAACAGGUGAUCUUCGUGUUAAUGGGGUAUAUCAGGUUCUUGAUGUUGGUUGUGGAGUUGCUAGCUUUUCUGCAUAUCUUCUUCCUUUAAAUAUACAAACCAUGUCAUUUGCUCCCAAAGAUGGCCAUGAAAAUCAAAUCCAGUUUGCUUUAGAACGUGGGAUUGGUGCUAUGAUUUCUGCUUUAGCUACAAAACAGCUUCCAUAUCCAAGUCAUUCCUUUGAAAUGGUUCAUUGUUCAAGAUGUCGUGUUGAUUGGCAUGAAAAUGAUGGAAUUCUACUAAAAGAAAUAAAUCGACUUCUUCGACCAAAUGGAUAUUUUGUGUAUUCAGCUCCUCCAGCUUACAGAAAAGACAAAGAUUAUCCUAUUAUCUGGGAUAAGUUAGUGAAGAUAACUUCCGGAAUGUGCUGGAAGCUUAUUGCUAAGAAAGUUCAAACAGCAAUAUGGAUAAAGGAAGGUGAUCAAUCAUGCCUUCAGCACAAUGUAGAGGAGAAAAUUAUAAAUAUAUGUGAUGAUUCUGUAGAUGAUAACAAUAAGCCUUCAUGGAAAACACCAUUGAGGAAUUGUGUUUCAUUGGGCCCCACUUCAGAUCCUCAAAAACUCCCUCCUAUACCACAACGUUAUUCGGUGUAUUCAGAAAGUCUUGAUAAUUUAGGUUUCACACAAGAGAAGUUUCUUUCAGACACCCUUUAUUGGCAUGAUCAAGUUCGUGAGUAUUGGAGGUUGAUGAAUGUUGAUGAUACUUCAAUUAGAAAUGUAAUGGACAUGAAUGCCCUUUAUGGUGGAUUUGCAGUUGCUUUUAGUACUUGGCCUGUUUGGGUAAUGAAUGUAGUUCCUUCAACAAUGAAUAAUACUUUAUCAGCCGUUUAUGAACGUGGUCUUAUAGGUGCUUUUCAUGAUUGGUGUGAGCCAUUUUCAUCAUAUCCAAGAACAUAUGAUUUGUUGCAUUCAAGCUAUCUCUUUUCUCACUAUGGAAACCAUCAAGAUGGUUGCUUAUUGGAAGAUGUGAUGCUAGAGAUGGAUCGUUUGAUAAGACCUCAGGGUUUUAUUAUUAUCAGAGAUGAUGAAUCCAUUAUAUCUAGAAUAAGAGAUAUUGCUCCCAAGUUCCUAUGGGAAGUUAAUUUGCAUAAACUCGAAAAUCAACAAAAGCAAUUAGAAUCCGUGUUAAUUUGCCAAAAGAAGUUCUGGACAAUCAUCUAAUUUAACAUUCACAUGUUUGAAUUCUCAAAUUCAACGAUUAGAAUUUUCAUAAACUUGUUUAAAAUUAUUGUAGAUAUUUGUUUAUGUCUUCUGUAAAUUCUUGAUGUUCUUUCUUAACCAAAGGAUAUAGACACCUGCUAAUGUUAGUCAUGAGUUUCAGAGGGUUGAUAGGGGAUUAGGGUUUGACAAUGUGCAUGAAGUUUUGGAAUGGGAAAACUGUUUGAUCUGUGUA
Lactuca sativa (garden lettuce) is the source of this 2202-nucleotide messenger RNA. RefSeq names its product putative methyltransferase PMT6. Gene Ontology annotation, cellular component: trans-Golgi network; cytoplasm; endosome. Gene Ontology annotation, molecular function: methyltransferase activity. NCBI's taxonomy places the organism in Eukaryota, Viridiplantae, Streptophyta, Magnoliopsida, Asterales, Asteraceae. The record is from RefSeq and is a predicted model, not a curated record.